This is a messenger RNA of Myotis davidii, 3077 nucleotides long. RefSeq names its product active BCR-related (gene ABR). The transcript is spliced from 23 exons. Gene Ontology annotation, molecular function: guanyl-nucleotide exchange factor activity; GTPase activator activity. The record is from RefSeq and is a predicted model, not a curated record. Gene Ontology annotation, cellular component: membrane. Gene Ontology annotation, biological process: intracellular signal transduction; positive regulation of GTPase activity. NCBI's taxonomy places the organism in Eukaryota, Metazoa, Chordata, Mammalia, Chiroptera, Vespertilionidae. The coding region runs from base 1 to 2703 and encodes 900 amino acids.
AUGCAUCUGAUCCCCGGGGGCCGGCGGCUGCAGGGCAGGAGCCGAGACCUGGAGCAGCUGGAGUCCGAGGCCAAGGACGGGAGGCGCUCGCCCACCGCUACGGAGGAGGCCCCCCGGCGCGGGGCCCGCGAUCACUUCCCCCGGUGGCGGCGGCGCAAGGGUUUACUGUGGGUGCCCGAGCGGGACUCGCCCAGCCACAGCUCGCCAGAGAGGAACAGUGACUGCAGCCACAACAGCUCAGACCACGAAGACGGCUCCUCUGCAGACUUCAGCUACGGGGCAGACGACUACGACGCAGAGGGGAAUGAGGAGCAGAAGGGGCCCCCGGAGGGCUCGGAGACCAUGCCGUACAUCGACGAGUCGCCCACCAAGUCGCCCCAGCUCAGCGCCCGCAGCCAGGGCGGCGGCGGGGACAGCAUCUCCCCCACCCCACCUGAGGGGCAGGCACCUGGGGUGGAAGCAGGGAAAGGCCUGGAGAUGAGGAAGCUGGUGCUCUCAGGGUUCCUGGCCAGCGAGGAGAUCUACAUCAACCAGCUGGAGGCCCUGCUGCUGCCCAUGAAGCCCCUGAAGGCCACAGCCACCACCUCGCAGCCCGUGCUCACCAUCCAGCAGAUCGAGACCAUCUUCUACAAGAUCCAGGACAUCUACGAGAUCCACAAGGAGUUCUACGACAACCUCUGCCCCAAGGUGCAGCAGUGGGACAGCCAGGUCACCAUGGGCCACCUUUUCCAGAAGCUGGCCAGCCAGCUUGGCGUGUACAAAGCGUUUGUGGAUAACUAUAAAGUCGCUCUGGAGACCGCGGAGAAGUGCAGCCAGUCCAACAACCAGUUCCAGAAGAUCUCCGAGGAACUCAAAGUGAAAGGCCCCAAGGACUCCAAGGACAGCCACACGUCGGUCACUAUGGAAGCUCUGCUCUACAAGCCCAUCGACCGCGUCACCAGGAGCACCCUGGUCCUGCACGACCUGCUGAAACACACGCCGGUGGACCACCCAGACUACCCGCUGCUGCAGGACGCCCUCCGCAUCUCCCAGAACUUCCUGUCCAGCAUCAAUGAGGACAUCGACCCCCGCCGGACUGCUGUCACAACCCCCAAAGGGGAGACACGGCAGCUGGUGAAGGACGGCUUCCUGGUGGAGGUGUCGGAGGGCUCCCGGAAGCUGCGGCACGUCUUCCUCUUCACAGACGUCCUACUGUGCGCCAAGCUAAAGAAGACGUCUGCGGGGAAACACCAGCAAUAUGACUGCAAAUGGUACAUCCCUCUGGCCGACCUCGUGUUUCCGUCCCCCGAGGAGUCGGAGGCCAGUCCCCACGUGCACCCCUUCCCAGACCACGAGCUGGAGGACAUGAAGAUGAAGAUCUCCGCCCUCAAGAGUGAGAUCCAGAAGGAGAAAGCCAACAAGGGCCAGAGCCGGGCCAUCGAGCGCCUGAAGAAGAAGAUGUUUGAAAACGAGUUCUUGCUGCUGCUCAAUUCCCCCACCAUCCCAUUUCGGAUCCACAAUCGGAACGGAAAGAGCUACCUGUUCCUACUGUCCUCGGACUAUGAAAGGUCAGAGUGGAGAGAAGCGAUUCAGAAACUGCAGAAGAAGGAUCUCCAGGCCUUUGUCCUGAGCUCAGUGGAGCUCCAGGUGCUCACAGGAUCCUGUUUCAAACUUAGGACUGUACACAACAUUCCUGUCACCAGCAAUAAAGAUGACGACGAGUCUCCAGGGCUCUAUGGCUUCCUUCAUGUCAUCGUCCACUCUGCCAAGGGGUUUAAGCAGUCAGCACAGCAGUGGGAAGAGGAGUUUGAGAUCGAGCUGGAGGGCUCCCAGUCCCUGAGGAUCCUGUGCUACGAGAAGUGCUACGACAAGACCAAGGUCAACAAGGACAACAACGAGAUCGUGGACAAGAUCAUGGGCAAAGGGCAGAUCCAGUUGGAUCCACAGACCGUAGAAACCAAGAACUGGCACACAGAUGUGAUCGAGAUGAACGGGAUCAAAGUGGAAUUCUCCAUGAAGUUCACCAGCCGAGACAUGAGCCUGAAGAGGACGCCAUCCAAAAAGCAGACCGGCGUCUUUGGCGUGAAGAUCAGCGUGGUGACGAAGCGGGAGCGCUCCAAGGUGCCCUACAUCGUGCGGCAGUGUGUGGAGGAGGUGGAGAAGAGGGGCAUCGAGGAGGUCGGCAUCUACCGCAUCUCAGGGGUGGCCACAGACAUCCAGGCGCUGAAGGCCGUCUUCGAUGCCAAUAACAAGGACAUCCUCCUGAUGCUGAGUGACAUGGACAUCAACGCCAUCGCCGGCACCCUCAAGCUCUACUUCCGGGAGCUGCCCGAGCCCCUCCUCACAGACCGACUGUACCCCGCCUUCAUGGAGGGCAUCGCCCUGUCAGACCCUGCUGCCAAGGAAAACUGCAUGAUGCACCUGCUCCGCUCCCUGCCCGACCCCAACCUCAUCACCUUCCUCUUCCUGCUGGAACACUUGAAAAGGGUUGCUGAGAAGGAGCCCAUCAACAAAAUGUCCCUUCACAACCUGGCCACCGUGUUUGGCCCCACGUUACUGAGGCCCUCGGAAGUGGAGAGCAAAGCACACCUCACGUCGGCUGCGGACAUCUGGUCCCACGACGUCAUGGCACAGGUCCAGGUCCUCCUCUACUACCUGCAGCACCCCCCCAUUUCCUUCGCAGAACUGAAGCGGAACACACUGUACUUCUCCACGGAUGUGUAGCCCCAGGUGGGAGCUGCGGGGGGUGGCCGAGCCAGCCGCUCUUGCUGGGGGACCGGCACAGACUUGAAAGACUGCAAUAGGAAACUCCCAAACCCGGCACUCCAGGCUCCAAGGGACGCAGGUUUCCAAGAACUGGAACACGUGCACCUUUUGUGCCGCCUUGUACAAAGCCAACUGACCCGGCCCAGCCUCGCCACCACACCCGGGCUCUGCCCUCUGUACCUCCAGUGUGUCUCACGCUCCGUGCCGUUUGGGGUUGUUUUGUGUCUGUUUGUCAUGCAGAAAAGGUAGGGACUGACCCAGGACGGGCACAGACGGCCUGCUUUGUUCUUUCAUUUCCUCCAGCACUUUCUUUCCUCCCGCGUCCAGUCCAA